Paramecium primaurelia is the source of this 1344-nucleotide messenger RNA. Lineage: Eukaryota; Ciliophora; Oligohymenophorea; Peniculida; Parameciidae. The record is from the annotation of a GenBank genome assembly.
AUGAAAAUUCCAACCAACUUUUGGAAACUAUUUUACAUGAAUUUAAUUUUGAUGAUGCACUUAAGUUUAUGUUUAGCUUUGACUUCAUUGUUACCAUAAAUAGCUGAAUAAAAUGGUUAUGUAGAUUUGGGUAAUUAUUCGAUUUUGGCAAUCUAUAUGGCAGAAUUCUUUUUUAAUAUACUAUCUCCUGCUUACUUAAAAAAUAAAAAAUUCAAUAUAGCAUUUACUUUUCAAGCUUUGCUAGUGGUGCCUAGCUUUUUUGCUUCUGAGUAAAUUUAAUAGAAAUUGUAGUUAUCUUACAAAUUGUAGAAAUGGAGAUGAUAGUACAUGGAUAUGUAAGCCUUAGAUUCUAAGUCCAAUAAGCAUAAUUUUUACUUUUAUUUUAGGAGCAGGACUAGGUGGAUAUUUUGUUGUAUAAAACUAUUAUGUAAGUCAAUGUGCAACAAUUGAAUCAUCAGAGAUAAUGUUUAGUACAACAUAUAUCCUUAUGGGUUUAUCAUCCAUGUUAAGUGGAUUUUAUUCUAAAUUAAUGUUAAAACUUGUGUCAAGAUCAACUUUUUUUUGGGUUACAGGUUUCAUAGAAUUAGGAUUAUCAAUGCUAUUUUUAUUUAUUAGAACUCCAUAAAAGACAGAUAUGAUGGUUAGUGAAGUUAAAGUAAAUGAUUCAGAAAUAGAAAGAGAAACAGAUAAUAUUAAAGAAGAAGAUUCAAUAAAAUAAAAUAUAAUGGAUAUGUAUAAGGUGUUUUUAGAUAAAAGCACUUAUAUUUAUUAUCCAUUAUUUUGGAUGACUGGUAUAAUAAUUGGAUUUGAAUAUGGUUUACUAUAUUAAUUUAUAAAUAAAUCAUUGGAAAAGUAUAAUUAUGAUGAAUAAACUAUUAAUGAGAAAACAGCUGAAGUUUAUUUAUUUGUAGGAAUUGCAUAAACUUUAGGAGCUUUGAUUAAUGGAAUUAUAAAGAAAACUUUAAAAUCGUAAACAAGUAUAGUUCUUUAUACAAAUUUGUUAAGCAUUAUUGUUAUUAUAGCAUUAGUAGAAUCAUUUAUUGAUAGUUUCAAAAUAACAAUAAUUCUUGGGUUUUUCUUGUAAAAUUUUAAUUAAUUUUUAGAGGACUUGCUGACAUCAGUGGAUAGUUUAAUUCUGCAAUAACUAUUUCAGAAUAAUAUAAGGAUGCUUUACCUAUUUAUGGAAUUUAUUUUUGUUUUUAAAAUCUUUCAAUUGCACUUGUUAUUAUACAAGCAACUUUAUUAGAAUAUGUGCAUUUGGGAUACAAUUUAUUUUUAGUAGGAAUUUCUUAAAUUACAGUUAACUUAGCUAUGCAUUACGUAAAUAGAAAAAAAGCAGAAUGA